GUGAAAACAAACCAUUUAUUUAUUGUUUUGCGAAAUAUUUCACAUUUGAUGUGAAAUUGAAUUAAAAUUAAAUUGAAUUAUAUUUAGGAUUGAAUUGAUUUGAAACACAGAACCCAUAGACGAGUGGCAGUGUUUGGAUCAAUUGGGAAGUGAUGUCUGAAGCAAACGUUCCCCGACUGUUGGCCACCGCAAAGUAUCGAUACGCGGAUCAAAGCAAACGUGACAUAAUGUCUGCCAUCAAUAACUACCGAAAUCUGAGUCCAUUAGUGGAGAAGUAUGUGUAUCCGGACGGCAGUGAUCGAGACCUGUUGUGUCUGACGGGAACAAUCCCUGUGCCCUAUAAGGGCUCCGUUUACAACAUUCCGGUCACCAUUUGGUUGACUGAAUCGCAUCCAUACAACGCCCCCAUCUGUUACGUCAAACCCACUCAAGACAUGACAAUCAAAGUGUCGAAACACGUGGACAACUCGGGCCGCAUAUAUCUGCCAUAUCUGAGCGACUGGAAGGCCAAUACGUCGGACCUCUUGGGAGUGAUUCAAGUGAUGAUCUGUGUGUUCGGCGAAACGCCUCCCGUUUACUCGAAG
Molecule: messenger RNA, 584 nt
Organism: Medioppia subpectinata
Lineage: Eukaryota; Metazoa; Arthropoda; Arachnida; Sarcoptiformes; Oppiidae
Source: the annotation of a GenBank genome assembly